AUGGAUGAAGCCGUUACCCAAAUCAAGCGCUUGGUGGAAACGAGUGAUGAGCUUGGACGUCGACGCAUCAUGGAAUCACUCCAUAAAUUAGCUUACUCAAUGGAGAGUCCGGAAGAUACCAGGGAUCGAUAUAGCUUCCUGCAUCUUCAAACGGCAACUGUUAAGAUAGGCUUCAACCUAGAGCUAUUCAAGUAUAUGGCCAGCUCAACGAAAGCAGUGAGCGUCGAUGAAGCUACUCGGAAAACGGGUGGCCAAAAAGAGUUGAUAGGGCGACUGCUGAGAUACCUAUCAUCCAUUGGUGCCAUCGAUGAGAUUAGCGCAGGCCAAUAUCUCGCUAACAGAGUAACAAGGAAUCUCGCUGGGGAAGCUGCGGAAGCAGGUAUCUGCCAUUACUUUGGUUCUGUGUCGAUGCAGUACCAGGAACUCCCGUCAUUCUUGGAAAGAUCUGGCUAUAAAGAGCCUGUUGACGAAACGAACACUGCCUUCCACCAAGCUUGGAAAACUCCCCUCAGCCCCUUCAUCUGGUAUGAUAGCCAACCGAGAUUGGCUAAGUAUUUCAACGACUACAUGGCUACUCGGAGUCAACCUCAACAGUCAUGGCUAAAAGUAUACCCAGUCUUAGAGGAAGCCACGAACCUACACCCAGAAAGGGCUCUCUACGUUGACGUUGGCGGUGGAAUUGGUCAUCAAUGUGCCCAGUUCAAGGACAAGUACCCAGAGUUGCAGGGAAGAGUUAUCCUCCAAGAUUUGCCAUUUGCGAUCGCAGAAGCAUUGCCAACUCCGGGCGUUGAAAACAUGGUGCAUGAUGUUUUCGAACCACAGCCGAUUAGAGGUGCCAAGAUCUAUCACAUGCGCUCAAUACUUCAUAAUCAUCCGCAGCACAAAGUCUCUCAGAUCCUUCAAAACAUUAAAGCCGUAAUGGCACCCGACUCCAUACUCUUGGUAGAUGAGAUGAUCCUGCCAGAGGUAGGAGUGGACGCUGUAACGGCAGCAGUCGACCUGACUAUGCUCUCAGCCUUUGCAGCUAGGGAACGCACAGAGGCGGAGUGGCGGAAGACAUUUGAUGAAGCAGGGCUUGAGUUAGUUCAGGCACGUAUCUACAAUCCACUUACUUACGAAGGCGUACUAGACGCCAGACUGCAUGCAAGAGGCACGAAAUCUCAGGUUGGAAAUGAGACCGCGUGGGCUCAAUAA
Annulohypoxylon truncatum is the source of this 1194-nucleotide messenger RNA. RefSeq names its product O-methyl transferase B. The transcript is spliced from 5 exons. NCBI's taxonomy places the organism in Eukaryota, Fungi, Ascomycota, Sordariomycetes, Xylariales, Hypoxylaceae. Bases 1 to 1194 code for a protein of 397 amino acids. The record is from RefSeq and is a predicted model, not a curated record. Gene Ontology annotation, molecular function: O-methyltransferase activity.